Molecule: messenger RNA, 840 nt
Organism: Triticum aestivum (bread wheat)
Lineage: Eukaryota; Viridiplantae; Streptophyta; Magnoliopsida; Poales; Poaceae
Product: E3 ubiquitin-protein ligase SINA-like 10
Exons: 2
Coding region: 1-840 (279 amino acids)
Molecular function (GO): zinc ion binding
Source: RefSeq, a predicted model, not a curated record
AUGGUUGUGCACGAGGAGGGAGAGAUCAUGCCGACGGAACAGGACCUGACGAUGGAUCUCUCUAUGGUCUCUAUGGACCUCACCUUGCUCCACUGCCCUUUGUGCCUCCGCCCCUUGAAGCCUCCAGUGUAUGAGUGCACGGGAGGGCACCUAGCCUGCGCGGACUGCCGUGGCGAGCGCCCCGGGAACCAGCGGCAGUGCCAGAAGUGCGAGCGUGGCGGUGGCUUCGACGUGCGGAACACGGCGAUGGAGGCCGUCCUCUCCUCGGUGAGGGGGGAGUGCCUGCAUGAAGGUUGUGGGCUCUACAUCACUUACCACAAGCUCGCCGAUCACCAGAGCGUGUGUCCGCUUGCGCCGUGCAAAUGCCCCGUGCCCGUCUGCGGCUACGAAGGCCCGCCGCCAGCGCUCUCCCACCACAUCAGCACCGUGCAUCCCAUGCCCUUGCACAGGAUCCGGUACGGCGAGGUGCUCCAGUUGCAAGUGCCAUUGUCGGAGCCACGACUCUUGCUGUUCGUGGAGGAGGACGGCCACGUGUUUUUCUUGGUCGAUGGCGUGCUCGACAUCGACGCGCCUAUCACCGUGUCGGUCGUCUGCAUCAGAGCGGGGGCGUCCCCACUGCCGCACUAUGCGGCCAAGCUGUGGGUGAACGGCCCGCCGGGGGAGCCCAAAGGUAGGACCGACGCCGUCAAGGUGGAAAUCGAGGUGACAAGCAACAAGGAUCCCGGCGACGUAGACGUGCAGGAGCUGACCUUCUUCACAGUUCCGCCCAAGCUGCUGGCCGGGACUGGGUUGUCGAGGAUGGUGUCCCUCCACAUUCAGAUUGACAAGCUCACCUCCUAA